Messenger RNA from Acanthochromis polyacanthus (spiny chromis), 9637 nucleotides. RefSeq names its product chondroitin sulfate proteoglycan 4ba (gene cspg4ba). NCBI's taxonomy places the organism in Eukaryota, Metazoa, Chordata, Actinopteri, Pomacentridae. The coding region runs from base 195 to 7406 and encodes 2403 amino acids. The transcript is spliced from 10 exons. The record is from RefSeq and is a predicted model, not a curated record.
CGAGGCGGAGUUAUAGUUGCGGGUGCGCUGCUGUGUGUGAACCUCCACAUUCACUCUCUGCGUGUUUGUCGCGGUUGGACCGACGAGCUGCGUGUUUUAAAGCGUUACCGACCCGUGAAGAGGCGGAAACCGAGUGUGUAAAUAUGUAACCGGACAGACGGUGAACGUUUGAGUUUCCACCGAGACCAGAAAAGAUGGACUCUGCUGCGAAAAGCACCAAGAAGUUGUUGCUCCGAGGUCUGCUUUGGUGGUCGCUCCUGGUGCAAGUGGCGUCUGGGGCUUCCUUCUAUGGUGAUGGCUUUGUGCAGCUCAAGGCAGCAGAGUCGUCCGACCAUAAUGUGCUCCGUGUUCGCUUCCGGACCUCCAGCACCAACGGCCUGCUGUUUCUCGCCGCCGGUCAGACGAGCUACUUGCUACUGGAGCUCCAUGCUGGUCGCCUGCAGCUGAAACUGGACCUUGGAUCAGGGGAGUGGAUGUUGGAAUCGGAGCGAGGCACCCAGCUCAAUGAUCUGGCCUGGCACUCUGUGGAGGUUCACCAUGCGCAGCUCAACGUCACCCUGACUGUUGACAAAAACUCUCACACUAUUGUAAAGAUGCCAGGUUCCCAUCACAAUCUCAAAAUUUUAGAUGGUCUCUAUGUGGGAGGUUCAGGAGGCUUAGACAGACUUUACCUGCCCAGAAACCUGAUCGGCUUUCGAGGCUGCUUGGAGGAGGUGGUCUUCAACGAACAUGACAUACUGUCAUCACUGAGACCGUAUACUGGAUUCAAGAGUGUCCAUGAAGUGUCUUUAGGCUGCAGCCCCCAAUUCUUUGCCACUGAGGAGGAUCCCAUCAGCUUCUUCAGCUCCAGGGCUUACAUUUCCCUUCCAACCUGGAAUGCCCAACAGGAGGCUGUAUUUGAAUGUGUUGUGCACACUUCAGCUAAAGAGGGAAUUAUCCUCUACAAUUCAGCCAGAGAGGGGGAUUUUGUGGCUCUGGAGAUUCAGGAAGGUUUGCCAGUGGCCAUUGUUGGGAAAGGUGGAGCUAAAACUGAGCUCCAUUCACUCACAUUCAUCAAUGACAGGAAAUGGCACUCUAUCAAGAUGUAUUUUAGUUCCAAAAGCCUUGAAUUGACUGUUGAUGGAGAGAUGGUAAAAUGCAGCAUUAGCUCUCGUUCAAAGGGGCUUCAGCUUAAAGGUUAUCUGUUUGUAGGAGGUAUUGAUGACAGCACUAGAUUAGAAGCCAGAAAAGUGGGGAUCAUCUCUGUGUCUGGAAAGCGGGUCAGAGGAGGCUCUUUCAAAGGAUGUUUAAAGAACAUAGAAGUCAGCAGUGUCAAGAUGGGCCUCUCUAAUGCUGUAGUCACCAAAGAUAUCUCAGUUGGUUGUGAACCAGAAAAAGAACAAGAACCAUCAACUACUGUGAAUCCGACAAGUGCUCCAGGAUCCCUUUUUCACUUAGUGGCGCCAACACCAUCACUGUACAUGUCCACACUUGCAAGGGGCUUGGACAGAAGGUAUGGCUCAAAUUUUGUGCAGGUUAAAAACCUUGUAGUCCAAGAGGGUGGUCGAUCAUCUCUUGAUGCCAAACACAUCAAAGUUCUUUUAGACUUCAAAAAGCUCGGCAUUCGUCAGUCUCAAAUUACAUUCCGAAUUUGUGAGCAACCAGUUCGAGGUCAGAUAAGACUUGAUGUUGAUCAAGACCAAGAGGAAAACACCUUCAGCAUGUUGGACCUUUGGCAUGGGCGAGUCAUGUACAUCCAUGGAGGCUCUGAGGAACCAGAUGACUUCUUCAUGUUUUCAAUUUUUUCUAGUAGUAGAAAGCAAGUUCCUGACUAUCUGAAUGGUGACAAACUGUACCGUUAUAAUAUUUCUGUGACGCCCACCAACGAUGCACCUGAAUUGAGUCUACCUGAAGGGAAUCUCUUUGUCCUGUUGGAGAACUCAAAGAAACGCCUCACCACAGAUGUUCUGAAGGCCACAGACAUUGACAGCACCUACACCGACCUUGUCUUCUCUGUGCUUGGGAACCUGAAUGCUGAUGCAGGAUAUCUAGAAAUCGAAAACAAACCCGGCAAGGCAGUGACCUCAUUUUCAUAUACUGACUUGGAGGAGCUGAGGGUUUACUACGUUCACACAGGGGUUAGAAACUCAAGGAUAGUUCUUAGAGUUAGCGAUGGGGAAAAGGUCAGCAACACCGUAGUUCUAAGGGUCAUGGCUGUAGCACUGGAGUAUAAGAUUGCCAACAACACAGGCCUUGAGAUCGUUCAAGGAGAGGCAGCUAUAAUUGGUUCGAAGCAGUUGGCUGUGCAGACCAAUGCUGUGAAACAAGUUAUAGACAUCCGGUAUGAUAUCAUUGAAGCCCCACAGUAUGGAGAACUCCAGAGACUUCACUCAAGUGGCGAAUGGAGGCCCACUGACUCGUUUUCACAAAGACUUCUAGAAAAAGAACGUCUGAGGUACGUUAGCACUUUUCAAGAAAUCCAAACCACCAAUGCCACCGAUUACUUUAAGUGCAAAGUUAAUGUAGCUGCAAGGGCAACCACGGAAAUACUCUUCCCAAUCACAGUGCAGUGGGUGAAAUACCACAUGGUGAGGAAUGAUAUAAUAGAUUUGGAUAAAGUUAGAAAAGUGACACUGAACUCAGAAUCUCUUUUUGCCACAGUUGAAGGUGUGGGUCUCUCAGAGAAUGACCUUUAUUUUCGGGUUCUCACCACACCAAAGAAAGGAAAACUCUUACUGGACACCACAGUGCUGAAGAGGAACUCGACCUUCAGCCAGAAAGAUGUGACAGAUUUAAAAGUACAUUAUGAGCUAGUUGACAGACCAUAUGAAGGUACGACUGACAGGUUCAAAUUUCAGCUGGUUUCCAAACAUGCUCAGUCCCAGAAUUAUGAUUUCCAGUUUUCCAUCAAAGCUGAUGUGAACAGCGUGUUCAUAAAAAAUGAAGGACUUAUGCUUCAGGAAGGAGAAAGUAAACUUAUCACAAAGGAUGAGCUGUUUGCAGAGACUUUGAGUACAAAGGACAUGUUCUACACAGUCAUAGACAGCCCCAAACACGGAAAACUAGCCCGGAUCAGUCAGUCAAAUUCCAAUGCUAGCUAUGUCAACAUCUUAACCUUUAGCAAUCAGGAUAUAUUAGAUGAACGAAUAAUGUACAUUCACGAUGACAGUGAAACUACUCAAGACGAGUUCACUUUCAUAGCCUCCACCAACCAAGGCUUCAAAUCUUCCAUCACAGAUGAUGAAAUCGGCUCCAAAGAAGGAAUAUUCAACAUAUCUGUUCAGCUCGUCAAUGACCAAAAGCCAGUACGUGCUAUUGAUAAAGUUUUCCAUGUAGUAAGAGAUGGACAGAAAUUACUCACAAUUGAAGAUUUAUGCUAUCAUGAUGCCGACUCUGAUGACAGCCAGUUGAUUUACACACGACAUGGAAUCCCAAUGGGAGACCUGGUGCUAGUUAAUGACACCACUCAUCGGCUGUUCCAGUUUCGACAGAGGGAUUUGGAAGAAAAGCGAGUGUUGUUCAUUCACAAAGGUGUGAGCACUGGCAGGUUUGUACUCUUUGUCUCAGAUGGGAAACAUUUUGUAUCAAGCCUUUUAGACAUCAGUGCACAUGACCCUUUCUUGAAGAUUGGAAACAACACUGGCCUGUUGGUUCAGAAAGGACAAUCGGUGACAUUUUCCGCCAGCAAUUUUAGUGUCGUAUCAAAUUUGGACAUUAGAGAUGACAAGGAGGUCACCUUCAGGUUGGAUGAGGCUCCCAAGUAUGGAAGUCUUUAUCGUGACAAGGCAAAAGUGGAGUCAUUCACACAGCGUGACCUAAAGAACGGGCUGAUCUCCUAUCGGCACAAGGACAGCAAACAUCUGGCAGACCAUUUCAACUUAACAGUAAAAGCUAAAAGUCUUCAUCUUGCAGGGAGAAUCAAUGUGAAGGUUUACCUGGAAAGUCAUCAGAGGCCUCCCAUUGUCCAGCAUCACAACACUUUACUGGUGGAAGAGGGAAAACCAGGGAAGAUUGAUGAAGCUAUACUAGAGGUCACUCACGAGGACAACCUGCCAUCUGAGAUUGUAUUCACAGUCAAGGUAGCCCCGUCUCAUGGCUUUCUCCGGUGUUUUGUUGAAGCAGAGCAGCGCUACAUCGGAACCAAACAGUCCCCUGUCAACACUUUCACCCAAGACGAAAUAAACCGCGGGAACAUCCAGUACGUGCAGGUGGAGCCCAACAGAGUCAACGACACCUUCAUUCUGGAUGCCACCAACGGGGUCACUGACGUCAGCAGCAUAAGGAUGUCUGUUGACAUCAUCCCACGAUUCAUCCCACUUCAGGUCACCAACUUCACACUGAACGAAGGCGCCUCCAAGGCUCUGACUCAGGAUGUGCUUAAAGUCACCAACAGACACUUUUCUGGAAUCAACUUCUUUUAUAGUUUGACUGAACGUCCGCAGCACGGUCAUAUUGAGCACUCUCGACAUCCCGGUGUGCCUAUAACCACUUUCACAAGGAAACAGGUGGAACAUGAAUUCAUUUACUACGUCCAUGACGGCAGUGAAACUUUAGCUGACAAUUUCACUGUGGUGGCCAACGACACAAGCCUGAGGAAGCAGAGCACAGCUCAGACGGUGUACAUCCAGGUUACAGCUGUCAACGAUGAGCCUCCUGUUAUUACAGCCAACAGGGUCCUCAGGGUUUGGAUGUCUUCAGUGACAGAAAUCAGGUGUGAGGAUUUGAGAGCGCAAGACCUGGACUCGCCUCCAGAGGAGCUACACUUCAUGGUGACCCCACCCAGUAAUGGACACUUGGCCCUGAAGAGCGCCCCCAUGAGGGCAGUGCUCAACUUCACCCAGAAACACAUAGACCAGGGGCAGCUGCUGUUUGUGCACAAAGGUGCCAUGUCUGGAGGAUUCAACUUCCAAGUCAAUGAUGGUGUGAACUUUACUCCAAGGCAGAUCUUCAGCAUCACUGCCAAAGCCUUAGUUCUCAGUUUAGAGAGAAACCGUCCACUUAAGGUGUUUCCAGGCUCUUCUCGACCAGUCACAAAUGAGGAUUUACAAGCAGUGACCAAUGACAUCAGCAACAACUCAAACCGCAUCGUUACGUUCAGUGUGAUUCGGCAUCCUAAGCUGGGGCGUCUGGUGGCGAGGCAGCCUGAUAAUUCAACAGUAGACAUCUCCACUUUCACGCAAGAUAUGGUGGACAAGAAAGAGGUUUUGUACAUUCAGACUCCCAUCGAGUCAGUGGGCUGGGAAGCCAUGGACUCUAUGACCUUCACUGUAGCAUCGCCGCCUGCUACUUUGGACAGUCAGACCUUCAAAGUAGACAUCUCCUAUGAGAAUACUGGACCUGAACACAACACAGUCCUGCUUGCUAACACAGGUGCUGAAGUGACAGAAGGGGAGAGCAUCGUCAUCGAUGAGUCCAAGCUCGAUGCCUCUAACCUGAUGUCCAAGCUGCCGGUGCCCCAGCGGAGCUCCCACGAGGUCUGGUUUCAGGUGACAUCUCUGCCUCAGCACGGUGUCAUUGUGGUGGGUGAAAGAAACCUCACUAAAGAGAAACCCAACUUCUCCCAAUUCAUUGUCAACAAAUACGGAAUCACGUACAAGCAUGACAACUCAGAGACGACUCGUGAUUCUUUUGAAUUCAGUGCAUGGUUAAAUGCGAAGGGCAAAACCGCACAACGCCCUGAAUAUGAUGAUGACGUUGUUGUCGAGCGUUUUAACAUCACAGUCACACCUGUGAAUGAUCAGCCACCUUUACUGAAAACCAAAGCUCCAAGUCUGAAGGUUGUACAAGGAGAUACAGUAGUCCUCAAGCCUGAGAAUCUCAAAGUUGAAGACCUGGACAAUCUUCCUGAGGAUAUUAAGUUCUCCGUGAUUAGCAAGCCAAGCAAUGGUUACCUAGCGCUUGAAGGACGUUUGAAUGAGUCGAUAGUGGCUUUCACCCAAGCCCAAAUCAAUAACAAAAGCGUUUAUUUUGUCCAUGAUGGAAGCUCUGUUUCAGGGGUGUUCUACUUCAGCGUCACAGAUGGCCAUCAUAAACCAAUAUAUAAACUCUUUAACCUAGAAGUAACUGAAAUUCUCAUUUCUCUGGUCAACUACACUGGAUUAACACUGCUGCAAGGAAAGACUUCAGUAUCUCUGAUCCAGGACAACCUUGCUGCUGAGACCAAUGGGAAAAAUGUCACCAUUCACUACCAGAUUACAAAGCCUCCCAAGUUUGGAAAACUUCUAAAGGACAACCAAGAGGUUACAGAAUUCAAACAGGAGGAUCUGCAGGCUGGAAGAUUGUCUUAUCAUAUGACCUCCCUUUCCUCUGCUCAGGACAGCUUUGAGUUCACCGCUUUCACUUCAGAAGCAAAUCUAACUGGCCAAGUGCUUAAUAUAACUGUCAAACCUUUGAUCCAGGUUGGCAGAGGUUUAAGGAUUCCCAAUGGGAUUACUGUCAAACUCAACACUGGCUUUUUUAAUGCCACUGAACUGGCAAGUAUAAGUGACAGUGACCCUGUUUUUGAAGUGAUAUCCCAUCCUAAGUAUGGGAAAGUGGUUCACACAAAACCUAAACUCUCCAGUAAAGCUUUACCAGCUGAGUCCUUCACCUUUCAGGAGGUGAUGCAGGAGAAGGUGGCUUUGGAGCUGAAUGCCAACAUGACUGGAGUUCAAGAGCUAAAUGACUCAUUAGUGUUUGUACUAAAAGCUGACAACCUCCAACCUGCUAAAGGGGAAUUCCACUUCACAGUUGUGCCAUAUGAUUCAGCACUUUUUCCAACCAUAAACAGCCCUGUUCCAACCACAUCACCUGUUCCUCGGACACCAAUCAAGACCACCAGAAAUGGGACUACUUCACCGGUGCCGUCUACAGUUUUCCACUCCCCGCAGCAGCCGAGUAAAAACCAGCAAAAAUUCAAGGGACGUAACCGCUGGGGAAACUCCAACAGAACUAGCAUUUUCAGCACGACUCUUGGCAAACCGCCUCAAACUGAGGAGUUCCCCUUCAGAAACACGCCAGUUCGUGUAGAGUCCUACCCUCAAAAAACCUCCAACCCCCUCCUGGUCAUCUUACCGCUGCUGGCCCUGCUGCUGCUUGUCAUCAUCUUUGUGGUCCUAGUUGUCUUUCUUCGACACCACAGGCAGAGGAAACAGAGCACUGCUGCACCACAGAGCUCUGCCCCCGCUGAGCUUCCAAGCAGUCAGUCUUACCAGGGGCAACCCCAGAGGAGCACAACAGUUCCUACGGUGACCGUCACUCCUUUAAACCCCACCUGCCCAGGCAGCCCUGUUUUUGAUCGCUUGUUGACACCAAAUCAGGGCUCUACUUAUAACACCAUCGACUCCAACAUUCUCCUAAGUUCUUGGAGUACUGGUUCUCCUGCAGCAUCUUCCCAAAUUAUUACCACGGCCACUCCCACCCUGCAGAAGAAUCAGUACUGGGUAUGAUCGUCCACAGAACAAUUUGGUUGCUAAAAAUGUUGGAGAAUCACAGGUACAGGUUUUAAAAAGGGAUUAAAAUGUGGUUGUGUACUUAAAGGAAGCUGUUGCAGGUACUAAUAAAUAUUGUCCUGUGUAAAGUUUAACUCUUAUCACCCAAAACUGCAGACUUAUGGAUGCUUUUGACCUCUAUGGGUAUGUUUUCGAUCAGACAUUACUAUUUUAUUUCAGCAUUUUUAGGUGUACAAGACCCAUUUCCUGCAGCAACAGACAACAAUCAUAAUCACAACCAGGCAACUAGCUGAGAAAGGAGCUGAAGACCAGUGGCUUUUAUCAACAGCUAGUGGAGGCGAAAGUAGAGGUAAAAAGUCACAGUAAUAUUUAUCUGUGUGUACCAGUGGUGUAAUUUUAUACAGACAUACUGCUGUAUAUCAAGUCUACAUGUUUGACUCCCCAUAGAGGCCAAAAUUACUCCAACAGCUUUAAAGACGCAUAAAGAAUAAAAGCACUUUGGCCAAAAGUCAGAAUAAGGGCACCUUUGAGUUUUGGACAAUCCAUUCAAAAUUCAACAACCCCUAUAUGUUGAGUUUGCUGGAACAGAAUUUUAAGCAGUUACAAAGUGACAUCAUUGUAGUAAAUUAUAAACUAUGUUUGUGCCUAAUAUAUGUUUAAUCACUAUUGUUAACUGGUUCUCAUGCAUGUUGAAGUUUCUCCCAGUAAAGAUUAUGAUCAUCAGAGGGGAAGAUGAUGUUAAUACCAGCUUGAAACUGUGAAUUACUAAGACUGACACUGGUACACACAUGUAUUAUCCAACCAUUUCAAUUGAUUGUGCAGACUUUGUAUUGUUUUUAUGUGUUAUGCAUUAUAAAAUAGCAUUUUUUUUGUAAACUCAGGUAUUCUGUUAACUUCAUUUUUCCUUUACUAGGGGUUGCACAUAUUGUCAGUUACUAAAUAUGGUAAAGUUCUGUGCUACAAAUGGCUGGUUUUGUAGAACCAAUGUUGUCAGUUUAACUGUCAACGCGGCUUCGCCUUUAUUUUUAUUUUACUGUGCACAGUAUUUUUGUAUUUUAAAGAAGCAGGUUCAUAAAAAUCAAGGCACUGAUCUGAACUAUUCAACACAUCUACACUGUAUUCGUUCAACCUUGACCUCAGAAAAAUUCAAACCCAAUCAUCCUUCUGCAAUUUAUUAACAGGCUCAUUUACAGAUUAACCCUCCUGACAUUUAUGGGCACCCAAAAAAGCGUUUCCUUGUCUGAAAAAAUCCAAAAAUGCAGCAAAAACUUCCCAAAUUUUUUUGAAAAUUUGCAAAAACCUUCAGGAAGAAAAUUCCAAUAAUUCCUUAAACAUUUCCCAGAAAAAUUUUAUUUAAAAAAAAAUCCCCCAAAUGUGACAAGAAAAUUCUUGUAAAUAUUUUCCAAAAAAUUAGUAAAAAUCUUCCAAAAAAAUCCUAAAAGUAUCUAAAAUGAUUACAUAUAUAUAUCGGUAAAACUUCCAGUAUUUUCUUUAAGAACAUUCACAAAAAAUCAUUUUUUUUUGUCAAUGUUCUUAGAAAAAUUUUCAACAUUCCUUUGUUUUCCACCAAAAAAUGUUGAAAAUGUGGACAUCAGAAGUCUCACUGUGAAAAUAUUUUUUUUUCCCACAUUUUCAAACUUUAAAAUGGGUCAAUUUUGACCCGCAAGACAACACGAAGGUUACCAAAUAAGAGGAACCACACACUUUUUGGAAGAUUUGGCUGCUAACCAUAGAUCACUCAUUAAUCUGCAACUGGGAAGGACCUGAAGUGAGGCAUUAUGUGUCUAUCAACAGAAAAAAUCGUCUUUUUGCUUAUUUGACCAGUGAUUCUUAGCAUUUUUGUAAUUUUUAAACUACUAACAGGUCUUUCCCAGACAAACAGGAACCUUUGUUUAACUGAAAUGAGCUGGUAUUUAUAUGAAUUAUUUAUCUCUGGUAAGCCUGUUUAACCGGUCCUCCAAUUAUUGACAUUAUCUACUCUAGUCUGACACUGUAAUGGCGUAUCUGCUGGAAAUGAACGGUACUGCUCGGACAUGAUCUGACAAGUAGUAGGAGAUGAGAAACUGUCACAGAAAGCCACUGUAAACUUGUAUGUUAUGAAAUCAUUUUGUACUGAAGAGAAUUGUCUAUCCUGUGUAUUCUAGUCUCAUCUGAAUGAUGUAACUUAGGAUGUAACAGAAGUGUCAUAUUUAUUUAUACCAUAUUUUUAAUAAACCACUUUAAAAUGA